Aspergillus ochraceoroseus IBT 24754 is the source of this 2434-nucleotide messenger RNA. RefSeq names its product glycoside hydrolase family 47 protein. Bases 297 to 2387 code for a protein of 696 amino acids. Gene Ontology annotation, biological process: N-glycan processing; carbohydrate metabolic process. The record is from RefSeq and is a predicted model, not a curated record. NCBI's taxonomy places the organism in Eukaryota, Fungi, Ascomycota, Eurotiomycetes, Eurotiales, Aspergillaceae. Gene Ontology annotation, molecular function: calcium ion binding; mannosyl-oligosaccharide 1,2-alpha-mannosidase activity. The transcript has 4 exons. Gene Ontology annotation, cellular component: endoplasmic reticulum; membrane.
UUUUUUUUUUUCUAGUGAUCCAACCCUAGGGCUUUGUUAACGAAUUUGCCAGCGGCUGGCAUCCGGCGAGCGCAAUCUUGGAUGGAUGGUUGAAUGACCCUUCAAGCUACGCCUGCUCACCCUAGGCUUGAACCCCUAAAGACUUGUUGCGGCCAAAUUGCCCGCAAUUCCGCGCAGUACUCACGAACGGAAUCCGCCAUACCUAUGCAGUGCAGAAUACGUCUAGGACAGUAAUUCAAAGAGUGAACGACGUCUCAGGAUAGACUAGAAGCAACACCACAAGGAAGUCGUCGGCCAUGUCUUUCUCGAACCACAACACCCACACAUUCCCUUCGUCGCGCUCCCCCUCGGAGAACUACUGGCGUGCGAGCGCGAGCCGCAGCCCUGGAAACAAUCGGCUCGGUGGCUAUGGGUUCUCGCAGCCUCCGCCUGGGGUGACGAACAACCUGAACAAUUUCUUCUCGGGCGAUCGGUCCCUCCCUAUGUAUAAGGACAAGCCGUACUUUGCUCCGCGACGCACCGGCCCAAGAAGUAGGAGGAGAAAGGUCUUGUACGGCGGGAUUGUGGUGUUUGUGCUGGUUUCUCUGUGGUAUUACACGACGGGGUCGAGUGGAUGGAGCAGGCCUCCGUUUCAGCCGUCGGACUCGAGAGUGGGAGAGGAGUUGUGGAAGUGGGUGCAGACGUUGGAAUCGGAGCCGGCGUAUGAUGGGACCGCAGUGAAGGAUAUUGAUUGGGAGGCUAGAAGGGAGAAGGUUCGGGGUGCGUUUAUUGUGAGUUGGGAUGGGUAUGAGCAGUAUGGGUGGGGACUCGAUGAGUAUCAUCCGAUUGCUAAGAAUGGCAAGACCAUGGUUGCUGGUGGCAUGGGGUGGAUUAUUGUCGACGCCCUCGACACGAUGAUGAUCAUGAACCUCACCUCGCGGGUGCAGCAUGCGCGCACCUGGAUCCACAACUCGUUGCAGUAUAACCAGAACCACGAUGUGAACACCUUUGAAACCACGAUCCGCAUGUUAGGCGGUCUUCUCUCAGCACACUACCUCUCCACACAAUAUCCCGAUCUCGCUCCCAUCAAAGAGGAUGACGUGGGCUCUCCAGGAGAGGACCUGUAUAUCGAGAAAGCCACAGACUUGGCCGAAAGGCUGCUCGGGGCUUUUGAUUCACCGUCAGGAAUUCCCUAUGCGAGCAUCAACCUCAACACGUCGACGGGGAUCCCGUCGCACGCGGACAACGGGGCCUCGUCUACGGCCGAGGCAACCACGCUGCAGCUCGAGUUCAAGUACCUGGCCAAGCUCACUGGGGAAGCAGAGUUCUGGCGCGCGGUCGAGAAUGUGAUGCAAGUCGUGGAUGGCCAGCAGGCUGUUGACGGUCUCGUACCUAUCUACAUAUACCCGGACACGGGUGAAUUCAGAGGAGAGAACAUCCGCCUCGGUAGCAGAGGCGAUUCUUACUACGAAUACCUCAUCAAACAAUACCUCCAAACCUCCGAAGACAUCUACAAAGACAUGUGGGACGAAGCCCUAGCAGGCAUCCGCAAACACCUCAUCACAUAUACGCAAAACGCGCGCCUCACCGUGCUCGGCGAACGUCCCUACGGACUCGACGGCGCGCUCUCCCCGAAAAUGGACCACCUCGUGUGUUUCCUCCCGGGCACGAUCGCCCUGGGGGCCACGGGCGGCGCGCCGCUCUCCGCCGCCAAGCAGUCCGCCGCAUGGACCCAACAACAAGACGAGGAGAUGCUCCUAGCCACGGAGCUGAUGAAAACCUGCUGGGCGACGUACCUGGCCAGCAAGACGGGGCUCGCCGCGGAAAUCACGUAUUUCGAAAUCGACUCUCCGCCCGACGACGACGACCUCCCCCCUCUAAAGUCGGACCCGAUCUACCCGCUCCCGGAGAGCCCUGCCUCGGAUCCGUCUCCGUGGCGAUCCGACAUCGACAUCCACGCCCAAGACCACCAUAACCUGCAACGGCCCGAGACCGUCGAGUCCCUCGUGUACAUGUACCGCAUCACCGGCGACGAAACCUACCGGCACUGGGGCUGGGAGAUGUUCAAAUCCUUCAUGAGCCACACGGCGGUGGUCGAGAAGAAGAGCGAAUCCUCCGGCGACGACGGCGACGGCGACGGCGGCCCCACGUCCAGAAUCAUCGGGUUCACGUCGCUGUCGAACGCGAACGUCGUCCCGCCGAUCCAGCGCGAUAACAUGGAGAGUUUCUGGAUGGCCGAAACCCUCAAGUAUUUCUACCUGUUGUUUUCUGAGCGCGGGUUUCUUGCGCUGGAGGACCAUGUGUUUAACACCGAGGCGCAUCCGUUGCCGCGGUUUACGCCUACGGGGGAGUUGAAGACUGGUUGGGCGCGGAGGGCGAGGAGGAGUCCUUCUGCGGUGCAGUCUUAGGGGGACCUGAGUUGGAUAUAGAGAGAGAGAGUGUGAAAAGGUUUUUG